Messenger RNA from Zymoseptoria tritici IPO323, 396 nucleotides. RefSeq lists its product as uncharacterized. The annotation marks the transcript as partial. Lineage: Eukaryota; Fungi; Ascomycota; Dothideomycetes; Mycosphaerellales; Mycosphaerellaceae. The transcript has 2 exons. The record is from RefSeq and is a predicted model, not a curated record.
CUAGACACCCACAUCGACACCAGCCCCCUCUCCCCGACUCUCGAGCGGAAGAACAGUCUGGAGAAGAAAUUGCAAACGAGACCCGAAGCGGAGGAGUUAAAGGAGAGGCAUAUUUUGCUGGAUACGGAUGUGGCGCCGGGGUUGCAGGCGAGGCAGAAGGAGUUGGAACGGCAGAGGGUUGCGGAUGGGUUGAGGAAGAACCUCGCCUCCCGCCCCACCGCCCCCGAAUUAAUCGAACGCAACAUCCUUCCCGAUUCCAAAGCCGCUCCGGCACUGCAGAGUCAGGAACGGGAACUGAAGAAGCAUUUGAGAGCGGAUUCGUUGGAGAAGGCUUUGCAGGGACGGCCGGAGAAGGGAGUGCUGGUCAGAGAGGGGAUUUUGAGGGAGGAUGAAGAG